Venustampulla echinocandica is the source of this 867-nucleotide messenger RNA. Its product is annotated as Sucraseferredoxin-like protein. The record is from RefSeq and is a predicted model, not a curated record. Bases 1 to 867 code for a protein of 288 amino acids. The transcript has 2 exons. NCBI's taxonomy places the organism in Eukaryota, Fungi, Ascomycota, Leotiomycetes, Helotiales, Pleuroascaceae.
AUGUCGCCCUAUGCAGAGCAAGUGCUGAUUUGUACGGGACAAGGCGAUUGGACGUCAAAGAUUGAAGAGGAGAGCUCCGGGGACAAUUUGGCUGCCGAUAUCAAAGGACUGCUUGGACGAGGUGGGAUUUACGCCGAUCCGUACCAUAAUGUGACAGUCUUGAACUCCUCAUUUCCUCCCACGGGCCCGCGAACGACUGAGAUAGUCAACAGAUCUGCAUAUAUUCUUCCGUCCUUUAAAUACGUACCAUUCAUACGACAUGGUUCUUUCGAUGCUGUCCAAGCUCUUGUGAAGGGGUAUCUUCUACCUACGAAACUCAGCUUCGCACAUGAUCAUCUCAGUCCUAUACAUAGGGAUCGACUGUUAAGAAAGAAGGAAUAUACUAGUAUGCUCGACGGGGUGCAGGAUGUGAAGGAUGUCCUCGUAUUGAUCUGUGGCCAUGGAACAAGGGACCAGCGGUGCGGAAUUAUGGGGCCAGUGCUUCAGGGUGAAUUUGAGAAGGGUUUAGAAAUGCACAAUCUGAGGGUAAAGAAGGAUGCUGUGGGUAUUGAACGGCCGACAUACGAGGAAAAACGAUCGCUAGAAGAGCCGAAAAUCGAGGAACAAGUUGGAGGGGCUGCGCGAGUAGGGUUGAUAAGCCAUAUGGGAGGGCACAAGUUUGCUGGGAAUGUGAUUCUGUAUCUCCCACCCGGGAUGAAGACAGUCGAAGGGGACGAACACCCACUCGGAGGAUGUGGAAUUUGGUACGGCAGGGUCGAGCCCAAACAUGUAGAUGGAAUUGUGAAAGAGACUAUACAGGGAGGCAAGGUUAUCGAGGAUCUAUUUAGAGGGGGAAUUAGACAGAACGGCGAGAUUUUACGACUUUGA